Marmota flaviventris (yellow-bellied marmot) is the source of this 6793-nucleotide messenger RNA. It is a transcript of the gene Srgap2, whose product is annotated as SLIT-ROBO Rho GTPase activating protein 2. Gene Ontology annotation, biological process: signal transduction. Lineage: Eukaryota; Metazoa; Chordata; Mammalia; Rodentia; Sciuridae. The record is from RefSeq and is a predicted model, not a curated record. Gene Ontology annotation, molecular function: protein binding.
GGGGUCCUGCGGAGUUGGCGGAGGCUCCUCAGGGGACUGGGGGGCCGAUCUGCGUAGAAGCGGGUGGUGGGGUAGAGAGGGGAGGAGAGCUCCGAGUGGGAAGUGGAGCCAGGGGCCCGAGACCCGUCGCGUCAGAGCCAGGCAAGUGAACCGGAGCAAACGACUUCCGAUCCAGUCCGCGCUGCUGCGGCUCCCGUUUGGGAUUUGAUUUGCAGCAUCUUUGAGCCUGGACGACAAAAAACCGCGAAGCACGCCCAGCCCUCCCCUGGCACCCCGAUACAAACCCACUCCCUCCCAGGGACAUAGCUGGGCGCGUCCACACCCCCGCACCCCCACACCAUGUUGUGCGGAAGGACUUCCACUCCCCGCCUGUGUCGUUGAUGUCAGACCCCAGGCCAGGCUGCGGGCGCUGCCGUUCACCAGGCUAAUGCUGAAGCUGUGGCUCGGGCUUUAAGCACAGGAACCAGUCGCCGCUGUACUCGGCCCCAGCGCCCACCGUCUGCAUGUGCCCGCCGUAGCCGCCUGCUCAGCCCGCGCUCCCGGAGCGCUGGAGACCACCGCGGGGGGCCCCUUCUGCCCUUGGGAGAAUCGGUCUUGGAGGUAUUGAUUUUUUGGUUGGAUUUUUCUCCUGGAUCUAUCAAUUCACAAUUCGAAUUUGGAAGAAAGAAGGAAAACAUGACGUCUCCAGCCAAAUUCAAAAAGGAUAAGGAGAUCAUAGCAGAGUACGAUACUCAGGUCAAAGAGAUCCGGGCUCAGCUCACAGAGCAAAUGAAAUGCCUGGACCAGCAGUGUGAGCUCCGGGUGCAGCUGUUGCAGGACCUGCAGGACUUCUUCCGGAAGAAGGCCGAGAUUGAGAUGGACUACUCCCGCAACCUGGAAAAGCUGGCAGAGCGCUUCCUGGCUAAGACACGUAGCACCAAGGACCAGCAAUUCAAGAAGGACCAGAAUGUUCUUUCUCCAGUCAACUGUUGGAAUCUCCUCUUAAACCAAGUGAAGAGGGAGAGCAGGGACCACACCACCCUGAGUGACAUCUACCUGAAUAAUAUAAUUCCUCGAUUUGUCCAAGUCAGCGAGGACUCAGGAAGACUCUUUAAGAAGAGUAAAGAAGUCGGCCAGCAGCUCCAAGAUGAUUUGAUGAAGGUCCUGAACGAGCUCUAUUCGGUCAUGAAGACAUAUCACAUGUACAAUGCCGACAGCAUCAGUGCUCAGAGCAAACUAAAGGAGGCCGAGAAGCAAGAGGAGAAGCAAAUUGGUAAAUCUGUGAAGCAGGAGGACCGGCAGACCCCACGCUCCCCUGACUCCACCGCCAAUGUCCGCAUUGAAGAGAAACAUGUCCGGAGGAGCUCAGUGAAGAAGAUUGAGAAGAUGAAAGAGAAGCGCCAAGCCAAGUACACCGAGAAUAAAUUGAAGGCCAUUAAAGCCCGGAAUGAAUACUUACUGGCUUUGGAGGCAACCAAUGCAUCUGUCUUCAAGUACUACAUCCACGACCUGUCUGAUCUUAUUGAUCAGUGUUGUGACCUAGGCUACCAUGCUAGCCUGAACCGGGCCCUGCGCACCUUCCUCUCUGCUGAAUUAAAUCUCGAACAGUCGAAGCAUGAGGGUCUGGAUGCCAUUGAGAAUGCAGUAGAAAACCUGGAUGCCACCAGUGAUAAGCAGCGCCUCAUGGAGAUGUACAACAAUGUCUUCUGCCCCCCUAUGAAGUUUGAGUUCCAGCCCCACAUGGGGGACAUGGCCUCCCAGCUCUGUGCCCAGCAGCCUGUUCAGAGUGAGCUGGUGCAGAGAUGCCAACAGCUACAGUCCCGCUUAUCCACUCUGAAGAUUGAGAAUGAAGAGGUAAAGAAAACAAUGGAGGCCACCCUGCAGACCAUCCAGGACAUUGUGACGGUCGAGGAUUUUGAUGUGUCUGACUGCUUCCAGUACAGCAAUUCUAUGGAAUCUGUCAAGUCAACUGUCUCAGAAACCUUCAUGAGCAAGCCUAGCAUCGCUAAGAGGAGAGCCAACCAGCAAGAGACAGAGCAGUUUUAUUUCACAAAAAUGAAGGAGUACCUGGAGGGCAGGAACCUCAUCACCAAGUUACAAGCCAAGCACGACCUUCUGCAGAAAACCCUGGGAGAAAGUCAGCGGACAGAUUGCAGUCUGGCCAGGCGUAGCUCAACUGUGAGGAAACAGGACUCCAGCCAGGCAAUUCCUCUGGUGGUAGAAAGCUGCAUCCGGUUUAUCAGCAGACACGGACUGCAGCAUGAAGGAAUUUUCCGGGUGUCUGGAUCCCAGGUGGAAGUGAAUGACAUCAAAAAUGCCUUUGAAAGAGGAGAGGACCCCCUGGCAGGGGACCAGAAUGACCACGACAUGGACUCCAUAGCUGGUGUCCUGAAGCUUUACUUCCGGGGGCUGGAACACCCGCUCUUCCCUAAGGACAUCUUCCACGACCUGAUGGCCUGCGUCACAAUGGACAACCUACAGGAGAGAGCUCUGCAUAUCCGGAAAGUUCUCCUGGUCCUGCCCAAAACCACUCUGAUUAUCAUGAGAUACCUCUUUGCCUUCCUCAAUCAUUUAUCACAGUUCAGUGAAGAGAACAUGAUGGACCCCUACAACCUCGCCAUCUGCUUCGGGCCCUCGCUGAUGUCAGUGCCAGAGGGCCACGACCAGGUGUCCUGCCAAGCCCACGUGAAUGAGCUGAUCAAAACCAUCAUCAUCCAACAUGAGAACAUCUUCCCAAACCCCAGGGAGCUGGAGGGCCCUGUCUACAGCAGAGGAGGAAGCAUGGAGGAUUAUUGUGAUAGCCCUCAUGGAGAGACUACCUCGGCUGAAGACUCAACCCAGGAUGUGACCGCAGAACACCACACAAGUGAUGACGAAUGUGAGCCCAUCGAGGCCAUUGCCAAGUUUGACUACGUGGGCCGGACAGCCCGAGAACUGUCCUUCAAGAAGGGGGCAUCCCUGCUGCUUUACCAGCGGGCUUCUGAUGACUGGUGGGAAGGCCGGCACAAUGGCAUCGACGGACUCAUCCCCCAUCAGUACAUCGUUGUCCAAGACACCGAGGACGGUGUCGUGGAGAGGUCCAGCCCCAAGUCUGAAAUUGAGGUCAUUUCUGAGCCACCUGAAGAAAAGGUGACAGCCAGAGCGGGGGCCAGCUGUCCCAGUGGGGGUCAUGUAGCCGAUAUUUACCUUGCAAACAUCAACAAGCAAAGGAAGCGUCCAGAAUCUGGAAGCAUCCGGAAAACAUUUCGGAGUGACAGCCAUGGGCUGAGCAGUUCCCUGACUGACUCCUCCUCCCCGGGGGUGGGGGCUAGCUGCCGCCCGUCCUCCCAGCCCAUCAUGAGCCAGAGUCUCCCCAAGGAAGGGCCAGAUAAGUGUUCCAUCAGUGGGCACGGGAGCCUCAAUUCCAUCAGUCGCCACUCAUCCCUGAAAAAUCGGUUAGACAGUCCACAGAUCCGGAAGACUGCCACAGCAGGAAGGUCAAAAAGCUUCAAUAACCAUCGGCCCAUGGACCCUGAGGUCAUUGCACAGGAUAUUGAGGCAACAAUGAACUCUGCCUUGAAUGAGCUGCGGGAGCUGGAGAGGCAGAGCAGCGUCAAGCACACCCCUGAUGUGGUCCUGGACACCUUGGAGCCCCUCAAAACCUCCCCAGUGGUGGCCCCCACAUCAGAGCCCUCCAGCCCCCUGCACACCCAGCUCCUCAAGGACCCUGAGCCUGCCUUCCAGCGCAGCGCCAGUACUGCUGGGGACAUCGCCUGCGCCUUUCGGCCUGUCAAGUCUGUCAAGAUGGCUGCCCCAGUCAAACCACCAGCCACGCGGCCCAAGCCCACCGUCUUCCCCAAAACAAAUGCCACUAGCCCUGGUGUCAACUCAUCAGCUUCCCCACAGUCCACUGACAAGUCUUGUACUGUCUGAGGGGUAUAAUUUAAUUGUUCUAGACAAGGGGACUAUAGGGACUGACUGUUAUUAAAAUCUUCCUAUUUAACUAGCUUGGGGACUUCAGUUGAAAAAUUAGAUUCUAAGUUGUUCUUGCAGGAAUUAGCCUCCCCAUCUCCCAAAACCUUGAGAAUGAAGCCCUCGUUACCGCCUUUCCCUUCCCUUCCCAUCGCCCUCUGCUUACCCCAGUUGUCGUAAUCCAGCCAGCUGCAGUACGUACCGUUCUUAGGUUAGCCAGAGACAGAGUUUUUCAUUAUCAGGUCACUGUGAAGUCUGGCAAGGCAAGUCAUGAGGACAUGAACUCGAUCUCAGUCCCCUUGGACCACAGGGGAUGCCUUGACCAGGUGGUUGGCUCCGGCCUCCAGCUUUCAGUGGCAUCUUAUUUUGGGUACUGAUUAUUAAGAUGCAUAUAUAGUCCAUUCCUCAUUUUACACACACACACACACACACAGGUUUUUCUAGUCUCUGGCACGUGUUGCUUCUCCCUCCUGGUCAGUCUCUUUGUAAGUUAUUAUAUGGCAGUUCAUAUAAGAGCCACCAGGGGUCUCUGUUUCCGUUACAAACUUUGUUCUGUCUGGGCCAGAGAACUUAGCAUUUGAAAUCUCUCCAAAUUUAGCAGGAUGGGACAUUUCUGUAAUCUGUGUUGGGGUGGGGACUUUCUCUCUGUCUUCUUUCUAUUGCUGUGAGUUGGUCACUGGUGUUUGCUUUUGCUCUCCUCCAUACUGUAGAAGUACAUCCCAAUCUUAUUAAGGAGCUUUUAAAAGUUUUUUCUGAAUGUAUAGACUUUUCUCGGGGUUCCUGUCAUUGUCUCUGAUGGACCAUUUUCCAUUUAAGACAUUUUCCUAUAUAAAACAGUUUUAUAGCUGGUUCCUUUUAGAGUAAAGAGUCUUAAAGUUUUAUUGUGUUUAUGGCAGGUUUGAAAAAGGUAAGAAAUGGGUCCUUCUUCCACUUUUUUGGGGCACUUAAAACAUAAAAUUCAUUAUUCUAUUUAAAAAUUAGAUUCCACUUUGCUAAUCCAGAAAUUUUUCCCAAAUGUAAACUUAUUUUACAUUUACCCCUUGGUUUGGUUAUUUUAUAAGGUCUCUCUCCAGGGACCAACAGGGGCAUGUAGAGCCCUAGUUAGAUUAAGAGAGACCCUGCCCCUUAAGACCAGUUUUCAUUUAUUUAAACAGGAUAAGUAAGGGAACUUUUGACUUCACAGGCUCUAGAGUCUUCCCAAGGCCAGAAUCUAAAGAAAAUUAAAAAUCAGAUGCUGCAUCUUUUGGCCCUUUUCCUGGUUCCCCUCCAAAAUGUAAAACCGUUGCCCUUGUUUGCUCUAAACCUGGUGCAUGUGGUCUUGGUUCCUCUAGCGUCACACUUGCCCCAGGAAUACCGGGACUGGGAACAUCCAUAUCGCAGGCUUGUAAGUCGCAGCUAUUUAAAGCUGAAACUCAUUCCUCCUCUUUGUUUUCUAGCUUGAAAACCCUAUUUUUAUGUUAGCCUUAUGAUUUUCUGUAGUCCAGGAGAGAUGGUGGGUUACCAUUCAGUAGUAAAAUCAGAGUGUUCUUGUCUUUGACCUAGAAGAGAUCCUUUUUGGACCAACAUGUGCAGUUGGUAGUUGGAUCUAUGGAAAGUGGUAGGUGUUUCUCAUCCUAUUGAAGGGAAAGGGGAGCCUGGGGGCAGGGUGGGGGGCACUAAUGAGAAGGAUAACCUGGACCCCAGAGAACUCUAGAACCCCUUCAGGAAAGCGAGUCAGCCUGUAAGAAGCAACCCACAGUCCUUUAGAUUUCAGUCUUUGUUGCUCUUUAAUAGCCUGUUCUUGUCUUGACCUCAACUUCACAGGUUCUAAAUCAAGGGGGCUUUCAUACCUAUUUCCUUACUGAAAAUAAAGAUCCACCCUUCACUUGACAUUCCUUUUAAUCCAACUGAACAAAAUUGGUUCUCAUACUCGCUCUUUCCCCCCUCUCUCCAAAACCCUCCCUUCUAAGAAAGUAAAAGCAAAGCUUUCUUAAUGACAGCAUUUUGGGCCUGUUCUGUUGCUCUUGCCUUAUUUCUCUUUCAACCCUGUACAUUAAUUGUGUUUGCCAUCCCCUUGGUCAGUGUCCAUCUGCUGAUUUGCAUCAUGAACUGAACAGUGUGAAUGGUCACCUACUAAACCCAACUCUGGGAGCCGAGCUGUCUUCCCCAUCUCUGGUGCUCCUGACACCUGCGAGAUGGUCCUGUCGAGAGGACUAGGAACCAUUAGGAGGAGAGUCCUUAUCGGCAGAGCUUACUGCAGUCAACUGGAAUUGAGGUUGCACACUGUGAUUUUACACCGAAAAGCCAAAAGGAGCUGGUCACCCAAGGCCUGGGGAGACCAGUCGUCCUCAGAUCCGCUUGACAAAACCAGCAUGAUGCUUCAAAGAGCCCCGCUCUGCCCCUUGUGGCAUGGAUCCUUUUCCUGGUGUGGACUUUGAAGGGUCAGUCUUUGAGGAAAGGGGUGGGGGCGGCCACCAGCAUCCCAAUUUGGAAAAUAGAGGAGUUUGCAGCCAGCAGCCUGUAAACUGGAAACACUGGUCUCAGCCAACCUCCUCAGGGCGCCCUGGUUUCUCCCCAAGGAGGUGAGGAGCAGUGACACCAGCGCCAGGAGGAACAGACCACUGGAAGGGCUGGUGUCCAUGGACUUCACGUUCAGAAGAGAAGUUAGAUCUUCCAGGGAAUCGCAAUGUUGUGGCGUCUGACUUGUAUGUCACGUUUGUGUAAAAUGGUAUAUUCUUUAAAAUAGUGUUGAUAACUGGAAUAUUGUAUGUAUGCUUGGAGAUGCUUUGUGUGAACCUAAGACUGUCACUCAACAGAUGUUGGAUUGGGGAAAAUCCAAAGCACAACUUCAAAAUAAAAUACAUUUUUAGGUUUCGAUGCUGCA